GGGGUGUCGAACGACAACCAGCAACUAGGAUCCCGCCUAGCUGUAUUGUUUAUUUGUGUGUUAGCCAUUGCUUUUGUUUGACGUAUUUAACACUAUAAAGAUAUUACCGCCGUCAUGCCGUGCACUAAUUAUGGGCAGAUACAAUUUUUGGCGGUGAUCGUUUUGUUUUGUGGAGUUCUAGUGACGUUUGUUAUGGCUGGUAAUAAUUUAACCCUGCCCUGUGUUAAAGGGCCGAUGAAUCGUGAUAUAAGCGAUUUUUCGGAUACGGACUUCAUCGACACCGAUUUCAACAUGGACACAAACGUUAUAGACACCGGCUGCGAGGAAACCGACUAUAUAACAUUCAGACAAGAUCCAAGGCUACAUCUGAACUUGAGAUGCACGUACAUGAUUAACAGUAUUAUCCAUUUGAGUCUUACCCAGGUGCUUUUGGACGGCAAUGCGGAUUUGAGACAGACGAUUGAAACGAUCACCAUGUACGAGAAUGUCGCCCAGAAACAGAUGAGCACUCUGUACGAGUUGGACGCCGCACGUUCGCCGACGUUGUGGGCUUUAUUUUACUACCUCCAAUUGUUGAAUAAACCUCAUCACCCUUAUCCUGAUAGAAGUCUAUUGUCAACAGAACACAAAUAUAACUGCAAACUAAUACAGGAUGAAUAUGAUGCUACUUGUCCCCAAAACAACAGGUUAGCAGUGAACCUGUCGUUAAGUGCAAACGAAUACCUAGAAAUAUAUGGUAAACCGGAUAUAUUACUUGAAAAAACGAGGACAUAUGUUUCCAAAAACAUCGCUUUAAUCGAAAGUCUCAUUCGUUCAAACUACAGAAGCGGCUUGAAACGAGCUAGUUACCAUUCGUUGUUUCUCCAUGAUUUGCUCCUUAACGGUUUUGGUUUAUACCAGAAUAUAAGUAAUAUCUAUAAAGAAUAUGACGUGGGGAUCAACUGGGGAAAGCUAUCCGAAAAUGCUAGUAAUUCCUACAACGAAGCUCGCAUUUUUCACCGAGAUAAUUCGAACUUCAGUUAUCUGGUAGAAUGCCAGACGAUGUGCAUAAAUUUCCUUAAACUCAUGAUGGCGCGGUUUUCCGAGAUCCACUUUAAGUUUAUGAUCGUUUUGAUUAACCUACAUGAAUUCAAUUUGGUGAAAUCUUACAUGCAAGAAUGGCUUGCAAUUUUGACCGACUUCGCAGAGUUUCUCAGUUUGAACGACGACAAAGAUGUAAUUAAACUGGAAAGAGGUUAUAAGAGUUUUUUCUGGGUUCCUAGAUCCAAAAUAGAUGUAGUAAUGAAGUUCGAUUCCGACAUAAAUACAAUAGUUACGAAAUUGGCAGAAGAUCUCGAUGUCGAAGUUGAUGAAACGUUCGAUUUUACCGGCGUGUCUGAAGGAGAGCAACUAGAAACCAUCGAAAACCGAAUAGAAAAAAAAACUAUAGAUUCCGCACAUCAAUUCAUCGGCCGCAUUAAAACAUUUUUCAACGGAAAUAAUUUUUUCAAGAUAAUCAAUAUGAUUAUUAAGUUAUAAUUAUAUGAAUUAUUACUAAUGUUUUGUUAAGAUUAAAAUAAUUAAAUAUUUAAAAACCCUUAUAACAUACAGAUUAUUAAUAAUAAUAAUAUAAUAAUGUCUAUGCUCUCGAAAAUAGUAAAUUAUUUUAAAAAUAUACCUUUGUAUUAAAAAAAACAAAUGUCCCAUGUCACAUCGGUCUUAAUUUCGCAUGUGAACUAAUGUAAGGUUGGUGUAUGCCUUCUGUUUAUU
Adelges cooleyi (spruce gall adelgid) is the source of this 1749-nucleotide messenger RNA. RefSeq lists its product as uncharacterized. The record is from RefSeq and is a predicted model, not a curated record. The coding region runs from base 115 to 1518 and encodes 467 amino acids. The transcript is spliced from 2 exons. NCBI's taxonomy places the organism in Eukaryota, Metazoa, Arthropoda, Insecta, Hemiptera, Adelgidae.